AUUUUCCUUAACCAAGUACUGUACUUUCCUCUAAUCUUUUUUGGAGAAACACUCUUAAUUACUUCUUGCAAAUUCAGUUAUGGGUUGGAAGCAUAUUUUCUGUGUGUUCUUCUGCGUUUUUUUAUGUUCCAAUUCGUUUGCAAUACUGUCUGCUGCAGCCAACUUAGAGACUUAUAUUGUUCAUCUCGAACUACCCGAAUCUUCUAAUACUCAACUUUCCACCUCCAGUAAUGGUUUGAACCCAAAUGGAGAUUUAGAAAGUUGGUAUCAGUCCUUUCUUCCUUCAACCAUCAGUACUAGUUCCAAUGUGGAAGAAGCAUCCCGCAUUGUGUACCCUUAUCACAAUGUUUUUAAGGGUUUUUCGGCCCGAUUAUCUCCUGAGGAUAUAAAAGCCAUGGCGAAAAAGCCCGGUUUUGUAUCAGCUAAGCCUCAAAAAAUGUUUUCUUUGCAUACAACUCAUACUCCAAGUUUCUUGGGUUUACAUCAAAACAUGGGACUGUGGAACCAAUCCAAGUAUGGCGAAGGUGUCAUCAUUGGUGUGUUGGACACCGGAAUUGCACCGGAUCACCCUUCAUUUGGCGAUGAAGGUAUGCCUCCGCCUCCUGCUAAAUGGAAGGGCAAAUGCGAAUUCAAUACCUCGGUCUGCAAUAACAAGUUAAUCGGAGCUAGAUUCUUCUCCAUAGGAAAUGGAUCGCCUUCUGAUGAGAAUGGCCAUGGAACGCAUACUGCUAGCACGGCUGCCGGAAACUUUGUCGCCGGUGCAAAUGUGUUCGGAAAUGCUAAUGGCACUGCCGUUGGAGUUGCUCCUCGGGCUCACUUGGCGAUUUACAAAGUAUGCUCAACAGGUUGUUCAGAGAGCGACAUUUUGGCUGCUAUGGAUGUUGCGAUUGAUGAUGGUGUUGAUAUUCUUUCGCUCUCCCUCGGUGGUAAUUCUGAACCAUUUUAUGGCGACAACAUUGCGUUAGGUGCCUAUAGUGCAAUGGAGAAAGGGAUUUUUGUGAGCUGUUCAGCCGGGAACGACGGACCAUUUUCCGGCUCUUUAUCAAAUGAGGCCCCCUGGAUUCUAACUGUUGGAGCUAGCACCACUGAUAGGAAAAUCAGGUCCACGGCUGUACUUGGAAACAAGCAGGAAUUCGAUGGGGAAUCGCUUUACCAAUCCAAGAAUGAUUCAUCACAACUUUAUCCUUUAAUUUACUUAGGAAUGAAUCAAAGUGAUUUCAACUCUGGAUACUGUGGCUCAAUUGCUGUCGCAAAGUUCGCUGUUCGAGGAAAGAUUGUGGUUUGUGAUUCUGGCGGUGGUUACACAGCAACUGAAAAAGGUCAAAAUGUCAAGGCUGCCGGUGGUGUAGGCUUGAUCAUCAUUAAUUCACAGAGACUCAAUAACACAAUACUGAUUGAUCCUAAUGUGCUUCCUGCCAUACAUUUGAAUUAUCUUGAUGGAUUGAAGGUUGUGGACUACAUCAACUCAACAAAAUCACCAGUAGGCAGGAUCAAAUUCCAGGGAACAACAAUUGGAGACAAUCAUGCUCCUGAAGUUGCAUAUUUUUCCUCCAGGGGUCCAAGUAGGGCAAGCCCUGGAAUUCUGAAGCCAGAUAUCAUUGGCCCGGGUGUCAACAUCCUUGCAGCAUGGCCUGAGUCCGUUGAAAACAACACCAACACAAAAUCAACAUUCAAUAUCAUCUCGGGAACAUCCAUGUCUUGUCCUCACCUCAGCGGUGUUGCUGCAUUGUUAAAAAGUGUUCAUCCUGAUUGGUCCCCUGCUGCGAUUAAAUCAGCAAUGAUGACUACUACAGAUCUCUUGAACCUCGGCAACAGUCCCAUUGAGGACCAAAGGCAACUUCCGGCUAACAUUUUCGCCACUGGUUCGGGCCAUGUUAAUCCAUCAAGAGCAAACAACCCAGGUCUAAUCUAUGACAUCGAGCCAAAAGACUACAUUCCUUAUCUGUGUGGUCUAAAUUACACAAACAGGGAAGUUGGAUUUCUUUUGCAAAGAAAGGUGAACUGCAGUGUAGAAUCAAGCAUACCAGAAGCUCAACUAAAUUACCCUUCAUUCUCUAUCUCCUUCAAAGCCAAUUCAUCCGGAGUUCAGAGGUACACAAGGACGGUUACUAACGUCGGUGAGGCUAAUUCAGUUUAUAGAGUGGAAAUUUCAGCACCGGAAGGCGUUAAUGUGACAGUCACACCAAACACACUCAGUUUCACACAGCUGAAUCAGAAGUUGACAUAUGAAGUCGCAUUCAGCUCACUAUCAACUCCUAUCAAUUUGCAAGUUACUUCUCAAGGUUCCCUUACAUGGAAAUCACCAAUGUUCUCUGUUAGAAGUCCAAUUGCUGCAAUUAUCGGAGGAGGAUAACGGUCCGAACAAUCAUAGAGACACUGGGCACUUAGUAGUUUCGAAAAUUGCUUCUACUUUGAAUUUUCUUGAGUGUGUAAUUUUUUUGAAUUUUUUCAUUUCUUUUUGUUCUUUCUCUUAGCAAUAUUUGUGAAAUAUUGCAGUUCAUCACAUGUGGCAUUUAGUUUCUCUAAACAAAUGUGUAGUUGUCUAACUUGAAGCAAAACUCCUGUUCAUUCAAAAUAACCUUCUUUUUUUUGAGACACUGGAAUUCUUAGCUGUGGAGUUUGCGCAUUAGUUACUCUUUUGCACAACCCAUUUGACUUAGUUGUUGAGUCUGAUAUCGAAC
Messenger RNA from Oldenlandia corymbosa var. corymbosa, 2681 nucleotides. The record is from the annotation of a GenBank genome assembly. NCBI's taxonomy places the organism in Eukaryota, Viridiplantae, Streptophyta, Magnoliopsida, Gentianales, Rubiaceae.